This is a messenger RNA of Molossus molossus (Pallas's mastiff bat), 981 nucleotides long. It is a transcript of the gene CUNH13orf42, whose product is annotated as chromosome unknown C13orf42 homolog. The transcript is spliced from 4 exons. Bases 1 to 981 code for a protein of 326 amino acids. Lineage: Eukaryota; Metazoa; Chordata; Mammalia; Chiroptera; Molossidae. The record is from RefSeq and is a predicted model, not a curated record.
AUGCUCAGAAAGCUGCACUCCAUCUUCAGCUCCAGCCCGCAAAGGAAGGCGGAGGUGGCCGACAGUUCCUACUACCAGGGAGCCGGCCCCACGGUGCGGCUGAUCCGCAGCAGCUCCAUGUAUGUGGUUGGGGACCACGGGGAGAAAUUCAGUGAGUCCUUAAAGAAAUACAAAAGCACCAGCAGCAUGGACACCAGCCUGUACUACCUGCAGCAGGAAGGCGACCGGGCGUGGAUGUACUCACGCACCCAGGACUGUCUGCAGUACCUGCAGGAGCUGCUGGCCUUGCGGAAAAAAUACCUGAGCAGUCUCAACGACCUGAAGCCCAAGCGCGCCCAGGGCUUCUCCUCCACCUCCUCCAAGUCCUCCAAGGGAGGAAAAAAGGCCUUUGGCCAGUCAGGCUCCAAAGAAAUCAAGAAAGCGACCCCCAAGACAUGCUCGCAGUUCAGCGCCGAUGUGGCCGAGGCCAUCAUCUUCUUCGACUCCAUCAUCGCAGAGCUGGACACAGAGAAGCGGCCGCGCGCUGCUGAGACAGACCCCCCGAAUGAGGACGUGGACUUUGAUGUGGCCACCAGCUCCCGGGAGCACAGCUUGCACUCCAACUGGAUCCUGCGGGUGCCGCGCCGGCACUCUGAGGACAUGGCCGUGCACGCCGUGCACACGACAGAUGGCCAGUUUCGAAGAAGCAUGGAGCGCAGGACCAUUGGCACUCAGAGGAGACUGGAGAGGCACCCCAUUUACUUGCCCAAGGCUGUGGAAGGGGCAUUCAGCACCUUGAAAUUUAAGCCCAAAGCCUGCAAAAAAGACCUGGGGAGCUCCCGACGGAUCCUCUUCAACGUCUCCAGAGAAGACAUGGAAUGGGAUGAGGAGCUCUUUGCGCUGGAGCCGCUGGCAGCUCCCGGGGAGGACUACUUCGAGACGGAAAACCCCAAAGGGCAGUGGCUGCUUCGGGAGCGACUCUGGGAGCGGACAGUACCCUGA